Molecule: messenger RNA, 2892 nt
Organism: Histoplasma capsulatum G186AR
Lineage: Eukaryota; Fungi; Ascomycota; Eurotiomycetes; Onygenales; Ajellomycetaceae
Exons: 6
Coding region: 1-2892 (963 amino acids)
Source: RefSeq, a predicted model, not a curated record
AUGGUCAUUGCUUCGAAGAAUGAUGACGUGAUUUACCACUGGCUUUCAAAAAUUGACUCGAGAAAUGAAUCCUUCCUUCCAAAGUCCCCUGUCACACGGCGGAAGAAUUCAUUAAAUAUGAAACACGUCGACAACUCAUGCGAAAUACGAAAAAUAGGAAAUCGAAGUGGUAAAGACGCAGAAUCCAUUGACAAUAUGAGCUCCCCUCAUAUAGACUACACCCGGGUUUUGCCGUUUUCAGACCUUCAACAAUUAAUAGCGGGGAUGAACGGCAACAAGGAGGCCCGAGGCACGCUUUCUGGCGCGCAAUGCCGGAACGAUAUCACGGAGUCUGAACAUUUGACUGAUACACACAAAAAGGUUUAUGAGGAUGAAGACGCGAAAGUUGGUUCUUGUCUAUCUCGUGGCGAAAUAUUUAACGCAAGUCAACCUGCGGAACUUGCACAUCGGGAAAGCAUGCAUGGACCCUGUCGCAAGGUUCUUACCAAUGAAGGCUCGAGAGAGUCUAAUCCGUUGCUACCUAAUGUCGUGCGUCGAUGUGCCUAUGAACGCCGCCUCAGAUACAAAACUCGGCCGGAUCGGUAUCAGCUAAAAGAUACAGGCGGUUCUGCAAUUCCAUCAAGCUCUAAGGCCAAGGCCCGGAAGUCAUUAACAGCGGAAACAAAUAUUAAUAAUGUCGUCGAGAAUUUAUCUAAGGACAGAAGCAACCCGUCGUUUCCAUCAACUCCUGCAGGUGUUACUGAACGAGGAAUUCACAGAAAAAAGAGAAGGCAAGGAAUUACACUUGAAACCAGUUUCAAAACUCACAAUGUUACUCAGAGGCGUCUCAGUUUACCGGUGAAUUAUGGGAUUGGAUUUCUUAACAGAGCGCGAGGCGGGAACAGUGGGGUGCCUGACCUUAGCUUUUCAGGGAUGGAAUUUCUGACAAAUGGGUUCAAGCGUCAAAAAAAGCCGGAGGAAGCCGAAUGUGUUCAAAUGAAGCAGGUAAAGGAAGUGGAUGACUCUGGGACAAUAUCUCGAUACUUUUCAAAACAGCCAGUAGAGCCGCCAAUUCCUCAACGUUAUUCAACUGAGAGAAAUGGUCCUCAGGCAUCACGACAACCUAGCAAUUUCCUAUUAAACCCAGGGGUUGGUGCGCACGACCCAACUGGUACCGAGCUGCUAGCCCUGGAAUCAGGUGCGGAGUUGUCCAUGCCAAACAUAACCGCAAACUCCUUCCGCCAGGCUAGUGUAAACCCGUCCGAAUCUGCUUCCAACCCUUUCUGGAAUCAGGCCAACCGGGCUACACAUUGGCUGCCUCAGAUUAAAUCCCAGACUCUUGAUGCUAGACGUGCAAUGUUGAUGGCUGCCAGGACAGCGCGCACUAUUGCAAUGCUUGACCAAUGUAAAAAGGCUGUACAACAUGCAGCUCAGAUGGUGAGCAACGAAGACAAGCACCGAAUCGACAUGGAAGUUGAAAGAGACUAUCCAAUUCCCAAACUGGUCUCUAAAAUUUCGUUCCAGGAUACGAAACGUGCGAUAGAAGAAAUGAUAAGAGGGGAGAAUCAGUUCCUAGCUGAAAUCUGCACUGCAUUUGAUCCAGAAAUCAAUGAUUUCAGGGAUACAUCUGAAGAAAGACGUGAGGUAAAUGGUUCUGGCUCUCUCAACACAACAGCAAAUCCAGCACCCGAUUCCAACCACAGUGGCCCUUCAAUUAUCCAAGCCACAUCUAAUGACUUUCAAAACCGGCCCUCGCUUGAAGAGACAAAGAGUUCUCUGAAUGAUAAUCGAAAUGCGGCUUCUAGCUCUAAUCACAACCAACAUCAGUCCAGAGCAAAUGAGUCUGUUUUGAGCAUGUCAGGCUCCAGUACUAUCCCUAAUAACCGAAAUACUGUACAAAGCCAGCCUGAAGAUGGCGGGCUUCUGUCUCAGCAAAAGGAGACCCCGGGAUCCGGAAAACUGUCAGUACCGAUCCUCGACUUGAUUCAGGAGCCAACUUCAAAGUCCAUGGUGAAUCCUGUACAAUAUUUGUUAGGCAAAAAUACGAGCAACGACAUUCAUCUGAUAGGCAAUUCAGGCGGUAAUAGGCUCAAGAACAUCCAUCCACUCAAUAGCGAUAAUUCUGAGAUCGGUAAAGCACGGCCCCUGGAACACAAAACAGGAAACAUACACCCCUCAUUUCUAUGGAAUGCGCCAAACCCCGAGCAGCCUUUCAAACCCGGAAUAGAAGUCUCUACAGACGAUAUUCUCCUCGAUCUAAUCCACGAAGAAGGUUCCGCAGUCGGUGUAUCUCAAAGCCGUAGUUCUACGAGAGCCCAAUGCUUCCGAAAUUGCCUUGUUCCUCCACAACGAUAUCCUUCCCAGCCAUUCUGCUUUAAUGGUCCAAUUGCUUCAAAAAACCCAUUGGAAACUAAUUCCAAUAAUCCAACCUGGUGGACUGAGCUGGUUAAUAAUCCGCACUUAUCUACAAACAAUUCAUCAUACGUAAACGGCGGUAAUCGACCUACAACACCCGCAUUGAGUAUGCGAAGCGAGUUCCCUAAUACCCAGAGUUUGGAUAAUGAUUGGGUAGCCGAAGGCUACCUAGCAAGCUUUAUUGAGCCGCAACUUCAGUUUAGCCCGUCUAGUAUUCAACACGCUCAUCGGCACUCCAGCUUUCUCCAUGCUACGGCUGGUUCUCAGACUCCAAGAUCGGUACCAGCCAUUCCCAGAUCUAGGACUGUCCCCCCCAAAAAUCCCUGGUACAAUAACCAAUAUAUUCCUUGGGGACCAUCCAACGAAAUCCACAUUUCGCAACAAAUUCCAAAUCCGCACCCGCCCUUUGCCCGCCAAGACUUGUCCCCCGAAUCAAAUAAGUUUUCUCGUGUUCCGCCGACUUUUCUUCCCUUUUCUCACCCCAAUAAACUUCAUUGA